Closterium sp. NIES-67 is the source of this 369-nucleotide messenger RNA. The record is from the annotation of a GenBank genome assembly. NCBI's taxonomy places the organism in Eukaryota, Viridiplantae, Streptophyta, Zygnematophyceae, Desmidiales, Closteriaceae.
UUGGAGAAGGGCGCCGUUAUGCCAUGGGUGCAUAAGGGAUCCCAGUGCUGGUUCCAUAGGGUUGCGGGCCAACCUAUUCCCAACCCUUGCCACAUGCCAACGCACUUUAUGCUGCCAGGUGCCCAAACAGGACGGGAUAGACGACUGCGGGGUCUACACAAUGCGUUUUAUGCACCAUCUAGUGGAGACCAGAUUUGCAGAUCUCGGACAAAUCGAGCUGGAGGGAGAUCCAAAAGCGUGGCGGAGGCAGUAUCGGCGAGACCUGCGGAAAUGGUCAAUGUACUACAAUGAGUACGAGCAGAAGCUCGCCUGCCUCUCAGAUGUCACUGCGCCUACGUGAUCUGUCUAGAGGACGCUUAACCCAUGUAA